GUACUGCAAUAUCUGUAUCUGUGAUCUAUGCAGUUCUGUGCUACAAAAUUUCUCGUAUUUAAAAACUUAAAUAAAAAAAUACCAAAAAGGAAAAUGAAAUUACUUACACAUAAUAUGUUAACUUCUAAAUGUAUGAAAGGAGUAAGUGUUGGAUACCCCCUUGGAAUAAACGCAUCCGAUGUUAGGGUAUCCGAGGUAGACUUUAACCCUGAUUUUGUGGCAAAAAUGAUUCCAAAAUUAGAUUGGGAGGUUUUGUAUAAAGCCGCAGAAAGUAUUGGCCAACUGGAGGAUUUACCAAAAGAAAUUAUUGACAACUACGAAAGUGACCACGAAUUUUUAAAGAAAGUGCAUCAUGUUUUACUAGAAGUCGACAUCAUAAAUGGAGAAUUAGUUUGUCCGGAAUCUGGUAGAAAAUUCCCUAUAAAUAAUGGUAUUCCCAAUAUGUUACUAAAUGAGGACGAAAUAUAAACAUGUAAUAGGUAACUUAUUUUAUUUUUAUGAAAUCUGUAAUGUCUUGUUUUCGAUAGUAUUUGCUUUAUAUCUUACGACUAACUGGCUAGUGAAUAAACGAAUGGUAUAUAGUUUAUUACUGUUGGAAAUAUGUUUAAUAUUAAACUUAAUGUUAGAUAUC
Molecule: messenger RNA, 631 nt
Organism: Anoplophora glabripennis (Asian longhorned beetle)
Lineage: Eukaryota; Metazoa; Arthropoda; Insecta; Coleoptera; Cerambycidae
Gene: Trmt112
Product: multifunctional methyltransferase subunit TRM112-like protein
Exons: 2
Coding region: 28-468 (146 amino acids)
Biological process (GO): tRNA methylation; rRNA (guanine-N7)-methylation; peptidyl-glutamine methylation
Molecular function (GO): protein heterodimerization activity
Source: RefSeq, a predicted model, not a curated record